AUCUACAAGCGGAUGUGCUAUGGAGCGUUGACAUCGCCGCGGAGGCAACAUGGCGAACGCCGGUGGAGUAACCGUGGAUGGAGGAGACCUGAUGCGAUAUGCUGAAUAUGCUUCGAAAACAAACGUUAAGGGUGACGCAGAGAUAGACAGACGGCUGGGAGGGACUCUGAUCGCAGUCGGUCUCGGUGUGGCUGCUGCGGGCUUUGCAGGCCGCUAUGCAUUCCAGCUGUGGAAACCUCUUGGACAAGUCUUGUCUGAAACUGCCAAGAAGAUGCCCUCCUCAGCUUUCUCAUCGUAUUACAAAGGAGGUUUCGAGCAGAAGAUGUCCAAACGAGAGGCCAGCCUCAUCCUUGGCAUCAGUCCAGUCAGCACUAAGACCAAGGUACGUGAGGCCCACCGGAGGAUCAUGGUCCUCAACCAUCCAGAUAAAGGCGGGUCACCGUACCUCGCUGCAAAGAUCAACGAAGCCAAAGACCUUCUGGACAAGGAGACCCGGCGAUGACCUGCACUGUUAACAGACGUUUUUAAAACUUCCAUCACCUUCCAUCACCUUGUACAUGAUCUCAGCUUCAUAGUACUGCCCCAUUAGCAUGAACAUCACACCAAGGCAUCCACUCAGGCUCCUGGAGAUGGCAAAAAAAUGUGCUUUCAUGACAAUUUUCAUAACAGGAUUACAGAUCUUUCACAUAAGUUGUCAUUAUUGUGAACAUAUAAAUAUUUGUCUUAACCAAGCAUGAAGGUCAUUGACUUGAAAUAACUGACAAAGUUGUAGAGUUUAGUGGUACGUUUUCUACAGCAAGAAGUCGCUUAAAAAAAAGGUUCCAUUCUGCAACUGGAUUCAGGAUUUGUUAUGCUGUGUAUAAAAUAUUAUGUGUACAAAUGUCAGCAAGGUCAGCAACAAGGUAUUAUUUAAUAAUUAAUCUAUUUAGGGAACAAUAGAAUAAUGAAUUUAGAUAUUUCCACAUUUAAACAGUUAAUGUGAAAAUGGUGAAACUUUCUUUUUUAAAUAAACUUGAUU
Molecule: messenger RNA, 1018 nt
Organism: Scatophagus argus
Lineage: Eukaryota; Metazoa; Chordata; Actinopteri; Scatophagidae
Gene: dnajc15
Product: DnaJ (Hsp40) homolog, subfamily C, member 15
Exons: 6
Coding region: 50-502 (150 amino acids)
Biological process (GO): protein import into mitochondrial matrix
Cellular component (GO): PAM complex, Tim23 associated import motor
Molecular function (GO): ATPase activator activity
Source: RefSeq, a predicted model, not a curated record